This is a messenger RNA of Erpetoichthys calabaricus (reedfish), 995 nucleotides long. RefSeq names its product charged multivesicular body protein 4a-like. Gene Ontology annotation, biological process: vesicle budding from membrane; late endosome to vacuole transport via multivesicular body sorting pathway. Lineage: Eukaryota; Metazoa; Chordata; Cladistia; Polypteriformes; Polypteridae. Gene Ontology annotation, cellular component: cytoplasmic side of plasma membrane; multivesicular body; ESCRT III complex. Bases 183 to 995 code for a protein of 270 amino acids. The record is from RefSeq and is a predicted model, not a curated record. The transcript is spliced from 6 exons.
CAGUGCCAGUGUUGGAAUUGCCUGUGUCUGGGAGGCUAGUUUCUUAAGCAAGGCGAACAUGAGUGGCUUCUCGAAACUUUUUGGUAAAGGCAAUUUUUCCCAAACGACAGCGAAAACUCCGUUUAAAGCAAUUAUAACUUUGAAUCUCACCGUUUCUUGGAAUCUUUUCAGGUAAAACCGCGAUGAACGCAAAUUCGAGUUCCCAAGAUACGAUACAAAACCUGCGGGACACAGAGGAAAUCUUAAAAAAGAGACAGGACUUCUUGGAACAGAAAAUAAGUAAAGAAUUAUUAAUAGCCAAACAGAACGGAAUCAGAAACAAGAGGGUUGCCCUUCAGGCCCUGAAACGUAAGAAAAGAUAUCAACAACAUUUGGCCCGAAUUGAUGGAAUACUCUGCAAUAUUGAGAAUCAGCGGGAAGCCCUAGAAAAUGCAUCCACCAACAGAGAGGUUCUGGACACCAUGUCAACAGCAGCUGCUGCCUUGAAGAUGGCACAUCAAAACAUGGACACUGACCGUAUUGACAAGCUGAUGACUGAAAUCACAGAGCAGCAGGAGAUUGAACAUGAGAUCUCGGAUGCCAUAUCAACACCAAUUGGCUUCGCAGAUGACAUUGAUGAGGUACCACCUAAUUUCAACAUCCUACAGCACAUUACAAUCUCCUUUAAUAAGGUUUGUUUGUUGAUCUCUUUGUUGCGAAGGUUGCCCCCUAUAGUGAGAACACAUGGGCUGAUGCACCAUCUAGAAGAGGACGCCUGUUAUCCAGACAGAAAGGAGACUUGUCAGGGAAUCCAGCAAUUCAUGUUAUUAGGCCUACGGGAUGAAGGAAAGGAUGAGCUACUGUCAGAACUGGAGGAUCUGAAGCAGGAAGAAAUAGAGGAAGAGCUGCAGCCCUUUCAGCUUCCCAGUGCCCCGAGCGAGUUGCCAUCAAUACCAGUAGGCCAAAAAGAUGAGGAUGAACAGGAGAUAAGAAAGCUAGCAGAAUGGGCUUCUUGA